Penaeus indicus is the source of this 477-nucleotide messenger RNA. Its product is annotated as protein Fer3-like. The coding region runs from base 1 to 477 and encodes 158 amino acids. The record is from RefSeq and is a predicted model, not a curated record. Lineage: Eukaryota; Metazoa; Arthropoda; Malacostraca; Decapoda; Penaeidae. The transcript has 4 exons. Gene Ontology annotation, molecular function: protein dimerization activity; RNA polymerase II transcription regulatory region sequence-specific DNA binding; DNA-binding transcription factor activity, RNA polymerase II-specific. Gene Ontology annotation, biological process: regulation of transcription by RNA polymerase II; developmental process.
AUGCUAAAUGAACAGGGAUGCAUGCAAGUAAACAUCAACAGAUGCAGGUACGGCAGCGGCAGCGUGGGCGGCACCGGGAAGAAGGUGCGGCGGAGAGUGCCCACCCUGGCCCAGCGAAGGGCGGCCAACGUGAGGGAGAGACGCCGAAUGUUUAACCUGAACGAGGCUUUCGACAAACUCAGACGGAAGGUGCCCACCUUCGCCUACGAGAAGCGGCUGUCGCGCAUCGAGACCCUGCGCCUGGCCAUCACCUACAUCUCCUUCAUGACGGAGCUGCUCGCCUCGGAGCACGAUGACGUCGCCGCCGCCGCCGCCACGGCCUCGGCCAACUCGGGCUCCCCUGCGACGGGAACCCGCGGGACGCCUCACCGGGUCCCCGCGCCGCCCCCGCCCGUGCCCACGCGCCACCACGAAUACACGGAGCUCACCCUGGUCAAGCGCUGCCCGCCGUACCCCACGCAGCUCACCGCCACGUAA